Messenger RNA from Medicago truncatula (barrel medic), 597 nucleotides. Its product is annotated as subtilisin-like protease SBT3.17. The transcript has 3 exons. The record is from RefSeq and is a predicted model, not a curated record. The coding region runs from base 36 to 428 and encodes 130 amino acids. NCBI's taxonomy places the organism in Eukaryota, Viridiplantae, Streptophyta, Magnoliopsida, Fabales, Fabaceae.
AAAUAAAAGAGGAAAAAACGAAGACAAAAUCAGACAUGAACAUUUCGUCGUUGAGACCAUUCUCGUUCUUUGUCAUCUUCGCACUUCUUCCUUUGAUUAUCAUCGCCAUCGCCAUGUCUGAUUCAACACCCAAACCCAUCGAUUCCGAUUCUUCAUCUUCUUCCGCUCCUGCUGUUCACAUCAUCUACACCGAGAAGCCACUGGAAGAGGAGCCUGAGUCUUAUCACAUCCGAACCCUCACUGCGGUUCUUGGCAGUGAAGAGGCUGCAAAGGAUGCUUUGUUGUACAGUUAUAAGUCUGCAGCUAGUGGUUUCUCUGCUAAGCUUACUCCUCACCAAGUUGAACAAAUUUCAAAACAACCAGGUGUUCUUCAAGUUGUUCCAAGCCAGACAGUUCAGCUCCAUUCAGGACCAAAUAAGCUGCACUAGAGAAUCUAUCUUCAUUUGAAGAGGAAUGUGGGUCCAAACUGUUGACUAUAUAUCUUGUAUGAACUCACCCAAAAAUAUUAUCUAUACCAUGUAUAAACAAGUUUGGCUCAGACUGCGCUAUAUCAAUAAUAACAUGGCUUUAUAAUAUAUUGUUAAUAUUUUGGAUGCA